Molecule: messenger RNA, 469 nt
Organism: Notechis scutatus (mainland tiger snake)
Lineage: Eukaryota; Metazoa; Chordata; Lepidosauria; Squamata; Elapidae
Source: RefSeq, a predicted model, not a curated record
AUGAAGAAAUCCCCCUGUGUCUUGGAGACGGAUGACGGCCUUGGAGAGGAUGCGAACUCAGCCCCGAAGGGCCCCGCUGGGGAGGAGCAUGGACCACCACCCUUGGAGACCCCUUUCCAGAAGGAAGCCCCCCCCUCACCCCGGAUUCGGGUGAAUCUGAAUUACCGGCCAGGACUCGUCACACCGGAUGACCCAAAUCGCUUCGACAGGGACCGUAUUUUUGGAGCCGUGGUUGCGGGAGAUCCGGAACAGCUCAACGGCCUGAGCGAUUAUCUGCAGAGAACGUCCAGCUUUCUCACCGACACUAAAUAUAGAGAUGGGAAGACAGGCAAGACCUGUUUGAUGAAGGCCCUGCUCAAUUUGAAAGACGGGAAGAAUCCCACCAUCCCUGCGCUCUUGAGGAUAGACGAGGAGACCGAGAACCCCAACCCUUUGGUCAACACGGCUUGCACUGAUAGCUACUACAAAG